CUCGCGCUCUGCGCCACCGUCCCGCGGCCGCGUUUGUCCCUGCGGAGCCGCCGUCGCCUCGGCCAGGGGCCGGGCCCCGCGGGUGGGUGCGGCGGCGGGAUGCGCUCCGUCAGCUACGUGCAGUGCGUGGCGCUGGACUUCGGCGGCAGCCUCUUCCCGCACGCCAUCUGCCUGGGGGACGCCGACAACGACACGCUGAAUGAGCUAGUGGUGGGAGACACCAAUGGGAAGCUCUAUGUUUACAAGAAUGAUGACAGCAAACCCUGGGCUGUGCGAUCAUGCCAAGGAAUGCUCACAUGUGUUGGAAUCGGAGAUGUAUGCAAUAAAGGAAAGAAUCUUGUGGUGGCAGUGAGUGCAGAAGGCUGGUUUCAUCUUUUCGACCUGACAACUUCAAAACACCCAGAUGCUUCGGGCCACCAUGAGUUGGCAGCAGCAGAAGAGCAGAAGCCAGUGUUCAAGCAGCAUAUUCCUGCCAACACCAAGGUCAUGCUGAUCAAUGACAUAGAUGGAGAUGGGAAGUGUGAGUUGGUGGUGGGUUACACUGACAGGGUAGUACGUGCCUUCCGCUGGGAGGACUUGUCGGACAGUUCAGACCAUGUCUCUGGGCAGCUACUCCUGUUGAAGAAAUGGCUGCUAGAAGGUCAGGUGGACAGCCUCUCUGUGAACCCAGGCCCUGAUGGCUCACCGGAGUUGAUGGUGUCUCAGCCGGGCUGCGGUUAUGCCAUUCUGCUGUGCACCUGGGACUCUGAGCAGCAGGCUACGACAGAGGGAAGGGACAGCUCUGCCGCAGGCAGUGAGGCCCCUGUUCGAGAUGUUAUUCUACACCAAACAUCUGGACGGAUUCACAACAAGAAUGUUUCCACUCAUCUAAUUGGCAGCAUUGGUCGAGGCUGCUCCAGCGAGAAUACUGGCUCAGGUCUCUUUGCCCUCUGUACUCUGGAUGGGACAUUGAAACUCAUGGAGGGAGCAGACAAGCUGCUCUGGUCUGUGCAGGUUGAUCACCAGCUGUUUGCUCUGGAAAAGUUGGAUGUUACUGGCAACGGGCAUGAGGAGGUGAUUGCCUGUGCGUGGGAUGGUCAGACGUACAUCAUCGACCACAAUCGGACUGUUGCCAGAUUUCAAGCAGACGAGAACGUCAGUGCGUUCUGUGCAGGCCUCUAUGCAUGCAAAGGAGGAAGCAACAGCCCCUGCUUGGUUUAUGUCAGCUUCAGUCAGAAGAUCUACAUCUACUGGGAUGUGCAACUGGAGAGAAUGGAGUCCACCAACCUGUUGAAAAUCCUGGAUUGUGACCCAGAGUUUGGAAGUCUUUUGCAGCAGCUGGGUGUGGAAAGAGACGACGUUUCUGCUGUCAAAAAUCUGAUUCACAAAACACUCUAUUUUCCUGAGAAACACCAGCAGAGCAUCCCCUCGCAGCAUCAGGACCCUGCUGGAACAGACUCCUCUGCCCACCUUACUGUCAACAAGGAUCCUUUAUAACAAAUCACAUGGAAGUUGACAUCUUUAAUACCAGCAGAAACUGACUGGAAUUAGGCAUCUAAUGAAGUUGAGACUGUUCUUUUCCCAUCUCUGUCAAAGCUUCCAGACAGCAAAGGGUGUACAGGCUGGGUUCUGUGGAGGGAUGUGCUUGGCUGUAGGCUUGAGUGGAGGUGGUGGGUCGAUUUGCUUUUAUCUGAGGAAGCUACCAGAACAGCAAGAGUUCAGGGUACUGAUCAUUUGCCUUCUACUGUCAGUUUCCAUGUUCUCUGCUAGGUAAAGCGCUCUAUGGUGACUGUGAAGGAGGAUUGAGGACAUAGAUGGAGAGAAUAUCUGAGCUCAGCCUCUGUUUUGGCCUGUUUUUACAACUGCUCUAGUGAUUGCUUCUGAGUUCUUAGCAGGAUCACAGCGCAGGAACUGCAGGUGGAAGGACUGAGCUAGGAAGCAGACAAGGGCCUUCUCUCCCAUUUAGGUGUGUUUUUAGAGUAAACCCAGGUGUGGUUUGCUUUUGCUGUGCUGCUGCUUGUCUACCAAGCAGUUUCUCACAAACCACCUCCUGUUCUGAGGAGCUGGAGAUGUGUAUGAGAAGAACUAAAACUUGCACUAAUAAGGUGGCAAGAGGUAACAGCUCCAGGGAACCCCAGCUGUACUGGAGAGGCAUUGCUUUUUUCCAUCCUUUUGGAUAGGGUGAUCCCAGAGAUGGCGGUGGCCUAGGAAAGCAGCUGUGGACUGGGCCAUAAGAGCAGUCUAUCGUAACCAUGGAUCUGUGGUGCUGUGAGAGCUUGGCCAUUCCAUACUCCUUGUUAUGGAGCAUGCUGUGCUAUUUUUGAGUCCUGCACAACUGGAAGAGGUGGACUGGAGGUGAUGUUCCACUUGCUGGUAUGCGGAGCCUCAAAAAGGCUGUUGCUCACCCAGGCUACUCAUAUGCAAAGACCCAGGCACCCACCUUUCCACAUGCUGCUGGUGUUCUGCUCUUCCCAUCUCGGCUUGCCCCUUGCCUAAUUCAGAUUAGGCUCACCUGCUGUUUUGCAUCUGUUGUCUUCUCUCACUUGUGUGAUGUUUUAUUGGACAUGCAUGAUGGAUGGAGCUGUCCCUUCACCCUUAUGUCAGCCUGACUCAGAGCAAAUAUAAUUCAGUGAUCUCUCUUCAGCAAAUACGAACAUUUAAAGAUCUUGCAGGCUGUUGAAAACCUGCUGUGCUGUACUCUGUAAAACGUGCAAGGGCAGCCCAAACUGGGAGAAAGAAUUUUGUAUAGAAAGGGAGUGUCUUGCCCUUGGGUCAAAAGGACUGUUGAAAUAGCUCUCCAUGGUAGAAGAGCAGGAUCUUUACAUAAUAAGUCCUGGCUUUUCUUUGCAAUUUCCAUCUGUAUAUUUAUAUAAGCUUUAUAGAAAAUGGCUUCUGUCCUCUGCAUUUGAUAGCUGAGAAAGUUGAAACGUGGAGCAGUGCAUAGUAUGACCUGCUCUGUACCACCUAGCUUGCUUCUGAGAUACCACUGUGUCUUCUGACUCUUAACUACAGUGGAAGUUUCUUUCCAUUUUAGUGACCUCGCUGCAAAGCAUUUUUAAAUGUUCCCCUGUCAUACUAAAUGCUUGUGUGAAACUGGACCCUUCAGGCAGGAGCUCUCAAAUCAUAACAGUGCUUUAGUAACAGUAGUGUUUGGAGCAGCAUGGCCUGAGUUUGUCAGCUACGGAGAGCGGGCAGCAUCAGGGCCAUCUACUGAUGGGCUGAAGCAAGGAAUUGGCUUGAAGCUUGUCAGCUCUGGACUGUAACCUCAAGAAAUGGUCAGCUCUCAUGAUGCUGAGAUGUACAGCCACCCAUCCCAGUGGGCAACCACCGUUGCUUCUGGCAAAUAAAUCCACGUGACCCCUUGG
Messenger RNA from Falco peregrinus (peregrine falcon), 3344 nucleotides. It is a transcript of the gene ITFG2, whose product is annotated as integrin alpha FG-GAP repeat containing 2. Gene Ontology annotation, cellular component: KICSTOR complex. Gene Ontology annotation, molecular function: protein binding. The transcript has 12 exons. Gene Ontology annotation, biological process: regulation of TOR signaling. The coding region runs from base 100 to 1476 and encodes 458 amino acids. The record is from RefSeq and is a predicted model, not a curated record. NCBI's taxonomy places the organism in Eukaryota, Metazoa, Chordata, Aves, Falconiformes, Falconidae.